AUGCCGGCGUCGUCGAGGGGCAGUGCGCCGGGUGUAGCUCCUGAGGGCGCGACGAGUUCAGCUUUCGUCGCAGACGGAGCUCGAGUCGUGGAUCCAUCAGUUUGCCUUGACCCGAAUCCCUCCAUUAAGGAAACUACAAGUAACGCAUCGCUGCAAGUGCCAGUACCUUCUGGUCCUCUAGUAGCAUCUUCAACAGAAGUGGGAGGAGAUGGAGCAGCAGCAGCCGCAACGUCUUCCACCGCGACUGGUCCAGCAGCUGGCGGAGCCACAUCUUCUACAUUGAAAGUAGGAGGUGAAGCCGCCGCCACGUCAUCAAAAGCACCGAAAGCGAAGGCAAAGAGUAGCAACAAACGUAAAGCUCCAAAUGCAGCUGGGAAGUUAAGUUGAGUUGUCUGUGAAUUAUUAGGGAAAUAGGAGGAGGUCCUACACCUGCUAGUAGGAGGUCCUACACCUACUAGCGCGCACUAGGAGGAGGUCCUACACCUACUAGUACUUGUAUGUACUUCUUUUUGUGAUCUCCAUAGUGUCAAAGUAACCUAGACGGAAAAAUCGGAAGUCCCAUCUUCUAAUGAAGAGCAAAGCUGCGCCUGGUGCGAAACCAGCUACAAGUAUUCGGGAAAUGCUGUCGCAGUCGUCUCAGAGGGACCCUAAUGCAGGAAAUUCCGCUUCCAGCAGACUUCCAAAAGUGCGGAAAAUUGCACCCACGACUGAUCAGAUGUAUAGGGACUACCACGCCAAACGAGAUUGGGAGGCCGAUCGGCGCAUGGAAACGGAUUUACAGCAGCAUUUGAAGGAGAAUGUUGAUAAGAGCAAGUAUUUCACUUUUUGUAGAGAGGCUUGACUACAUUCCUCUUCUUUCAGUAUCUCCCUUAUUUUCAAUAGUUACUCGGUUAUUUCAGUUUUUCGAAUAUGAAAGAACUUCAAUUUCAUCUUCCACACACUCACAUUUUCAUGGCCAACAGGAACAGGAGAGUUCAAUUUCUCCAUCUCCCACGCACAAACUUGAUCCAGGGACAACAUUUUCCACAUGGCAUGCCAGUUUUUGGACGUUUACAGCUUGCUGAAUAUGCGGUGUGUCUGCAAGGAUUUCUGCGCUGCUGUGCGCGUCGAUCAGAGGAAAUUAAAGACCGUUUUGCUACGAAAAAUAGCAAGAUUCUUAGACUUUGGGGCAAACCUGUCAAUGCGGGACGUCGAUACGAAAAUGGCAUCUCAAUGUCCAGACUUCUUCUCCAAUCAUUUCGAUAUCGAAGGGACGCCGUAUUCUAUUGUUAAGCCCAUGAGACUGACUAUUUUGGAAAGACGAAGAAGAGUCCAGUGGUGUCCAAGAUGAAGACCUUGUAUUUAUGGAGUAAACAGUAAAUGAACAAAAACAUCAGAAUGAGAAUAUCUAUGUAGUUGACACUUCUACAUCAUUGGCGGGUCGUUUCGGAGACACGACACGGCGCACACCUACAACAAAUUUUGUUGUUGAACAAAUGACCCUACUACACGAACUUUUUUAUCUCAGGUACAUUCGCGGCGUCACUCUCUACACAUCGGAUGAGACGCUGCGUUGUAGCUGGGUUGAUCGGUAUCUUUUCGCGGAUCUCGAAUCGUGGAACCCAGAUCCUGCCAAAGACGCUUUGACCUCUCUGAAAAGGUUGUGGGACUUCCAGACGGGACGCAAGUUGGGCGGUGUAGCAACAAAUAUUCUUACCGUAUUUAGCUUUUGUGUAAACAUCUAAUUCAAUUACUUGUUCUAUCUACGGCAUAGUCUUGUACUUGUUCAACAUCAAUUACCUCCACGACCUCAAAGACUUCGAUAUGACUUGCAUGAUAUUUCAUCAAACCCUCAUCGUGAAGAUACAACUAAAAACAGAAAGAAUCCGUGCCUAACCGAAGUUGGACGGUGAAUUUUGUGAAGGCCAAGAGGUGGCAAGAAUUCAAUUCCUGCACUACCGUAAACUGGAAGACGAAGUUUAUGGCGCUUUUCUACCACCACCAUACGGAAGAGGAACCAAUACGAGCACGCUUAAGGGACUUGAUUUUAUGGCUGGUGAAUUGCUGUGACCACUGUGUUAAACUCUCUUACCACGUUGGAGUUGGUUAAUGAUAUCCCUCGUGUGAAGAUUCCUUUCCACGACUCUUCUACUGAGUAGAAAAGUACUACAGGAACGCUUGGUAGACCUGUAUGAACUAUGGUCACGAAAAGCACUUCUAAUCCUUCUGCGGGAAGUGGGGCACGACAAAGUUACCCUGGGAAUCAUGCUUGACCCAAUGAAGUGAGGAGGCUUCUCGGCUGAUUAUUUUGGCGUAAACAUCGUGCGCCGGCACGACAGCAUACCGAAUGAACAAAAUCAUGAAUGAGAAUGAUGACCAGCAUCUUUUUGACCAUUUUCCGUAUAUCAUUGCGCUCAUAUUCAUCUUCUUGAUCAUAAGCAGGAAAUGCACAAGACGAAGAAAAACAGCUAAAUAUCACGACCUGAAUCCCCGCGAUGAUCGAUCCCUUAUAAUAUUCGAAGGACUUCUACCUACAACUCCAACUCUACUGAUGCGCCCGAUGAC
Messenger RNA from Amoebophrya sp. A25, 2544 nucleotides. The record is from the annotation of a GenBank genome assembly. NCBI's taxonomy places the organism in Eukaryota, Dinophyceae, Syndiniales, Amoebophryaceae.